This is a messenger RNA of Diaporthe amygdali, 798 nucleotides long. RefSeq names its product glutaredoxin-c4 precursor. NCBI's taxonomy places the organism in Eukaryota, Fungi, Ascomycota, Sordariomycetes, Diaporthales, Diaporthaceae. Gene Ontology annotation, cellular component: fungal-type vacuole; Golgi lumen; cis-Golgi network. Gene Ontology annotation, molecular function: glutathione disulfide oxidoreductase activity. The record is from RefSeq and is a predicted model, not a curated record. Bases 1 to 798 code for a protein of 265 amino acids. The transcript is spliced from 2 exons. Gene Ontology annotation, biological process: cellular response to oxidative stress.
AUGCCUUCGGCACGGCGGAUGCGCCUGGCCUUCGUGGGUGUGAUGGCCAUCGUUGUCAUGACAUUGGUUUAUACCUCCCAGCUAAGGCAGUCGCAGAACCCAGACGUGAGAACGUUCGGUGACUUUUACGGUCGAACGAAGAGUGGGCUGGAGCGAGCACGUGGCGGCCAGCAGCAGCAGCAGCAGUCAGUCCUCGACUCCAAGGGCGGGACAAACAAGGGCGACGGCGAUUCCGACGACGCUCAGUUGGCCAAGGAGAUGUCAGACCGACUGAAGGCUGCCGAACAGAAGGCUAAGGAUUCGGCCAAUGCGAAGGCGCCGAGACCUGAUGCGCCCGAAAAGGUCAUCGGCGUGGGCAAUUCCGCCGCCGGACAGGACAAGUCCAAAGACAAGGCCGGAAAUCAGCUUGCAGAAAAGGAAACCGACGAGGACCAUGAGGUCGAGAUCAUUAUCAACGACAUACUCAAGAAAUCGCCAGUCAUAAUUUUCUCCAAGACCUACUGCCAAUUCUCCAAGCGGGCAAAGGCCCUUCUUCUCGACAAGUAUGCCAUCACACCCGAGCCCUACGUUGUCGAGCUGGACAUCCAUCAGCUCGGCAGGCCAAUACAAGACAGGUUGGCAAAGAUGACAGGCCGGAAGACGGUGCCAAACAUCAUGAUCAACGGCAAGAGCAUUGGUGGUGCCGAUGACAUCGCGGCAAUGGAUAACAACCACGAGCUGGUCGAAAAAAUCCGAACGCUUGGAAGCGUGGGUGGCAAGACAGUGGAAGUCAAGGAGCGAGAUGGAAAGCAGACGUAG